Messenger RNA from Bombyx mandarina (wild silkworm), 2234 nucleotides. RefSeq lists its product as uncharacterized. The record is from RefSeq and is a predicted model, not a curated record. Lineage: Eukaryota; Metazoa; Arthropoda; Insecta; Lepidoptera; Bombycidae. Gene Ontology annotation, molecular function: protein binding. Gene Ontology annotation, cellular component: extracellular region.
GCUCGGUGGGACGGUGCGUGAUGUCGUUCCCGGUGGUGACUGUCGCGCUCGCAAGCCUCCUCGCCGCGUGCUCAGGCACAAAUAUAACGGAGAGGCUGCUUAAGGAACGAAGUCACAAGGCACUUGGUUCCAGUCUACCAGCAGACUGCCUGUACGGCGGUCGUUGGUUUAGCGACGGAGGGGAAGUAGACACAAGAGAAGCUUGUCUUCAAUGUAUCUGUAGCAGUGGAGCCCUGACCUGCCGGAGAAGAGCAUGUGCCCCACUACCGGAUCCACCUCCUAGGAAGUGUCACGCAAUCUACAGGAAAGGCAGCUGCUGCCCAGAACUUCAGUGCCCUGAUGGUGUCGCGAUAGAUCACAGUGGGGCAGCAAGAUCCGAAGACAACCUCAAAGAGGAUUUCCUUCCACCUACCAAUGUGUUUCCAGCUUGCGUGGAAGGUGGUACCGUAUAUGCAGCAGGAUCAGCCCUACGUCCGACAGCAGCCUGCGAAUCUUGCUUCUGCCUUCAGGCUGAACGUCGCUGUCUCCGGCCUAAGUGUCUCCCACCGCCCCCGGGUUGUAAGCCUCAACCCGCUUCUGGGGCUUGUUGUCCUCAAAGAUAUUACUGCCAGCAUGCGGAUUCACCACAUCAAAAUAGUACGCGCGACUGCCAAGUAAAAGGUACGUGGGUACCUGAAGGACAAAGAGUACAAAAAUCGGAAGAAAGUAGUUGUUCCCAGUGUUUUUGUCUGCGUGGUGCCGUUCGGUGCCAUACGGUCCAGUGUGCUCCACCGCUGAGGGGUUGCACUCCUUUUAUGGUCCCAGGGGAGUGCUGUCCACGACAUUACCACUGUGAGCACGGGCAAGAACAUCGUAUUGUUACAUAUUCAUACAAAGCACCUAACAGCCUGCUGGGAUCCAGUGAUAAUGAAGAUCGUUCAUUCCACGACAUGAAGACAAUAGGGCUUGAAAGCACAACCGGUAGCAUUAUCACUAAAAUAAAUACACCGUCAACGGUAAUUACAAAUGACCUAGUUGCCACAACUAAAGUGAAAAGGAAAACUGAAGAAAUAUCAAAUCUGCAAAGUGCUAAACCUGUUAAUAGCACGUCAACUGUAAUCCCAGAAAAAGUGACAACCACAGACCAAAUGCAGACUGACGUUACUACUGAAAAAGCCGUAGAACAAUCCGAAGGCACUGUGAAAAUCAUGGUUAAUGGUACAAUUAAUUGUACAGCUGAAUUGUCAUCCACAAAAAUACCAUAUAAUACAACUUUAAAUGAAACUAAUAUUUUCGAUGUACAGCCGAGAAUACCCAUAGUUAAUACUGAUGACUUUGAAGCGCAGACCUAUCCUCCAAAUGACAUCAUCACUGAUAGAACCCUGGGUUUUGACGAAAGCGAAACAUUCACUAUAAAUGUUACUAGUUCGCUGGUGACGAAUACAAGUCAAACCAAGCCUCCAAUUGUGUCUGCAUCUAAGCCAAUCCCAAAUAACAUGGUUGACGCUGCGAAUACUUCUAAGAAGACCAAAGGAGAUUAUGACUACGAUUAUACAGAGCCAACUUUACCACCAUCCCUACCUAAUUUAAAAAUAAUACCCUUCGUAGCAGCAGAUGCCGUGGUGGAUGAUGAAACUUCUAAAGCAACCUUAACGUAUCCAAUUUUAGAAAGAGAAGAUAAGUUUCCUGUUUAUUACCCAACAAGUGACACCAAAGACACUUUAUUUGCUACAAGAAGAGAAGAUGUCUAUCCUCCGAAAUAUCCUGUGUUUAUAUCCAACAAAGGAGCAGAGUACCCUAGUUUGUUACCCGAAAUCAACUUAUCAAAUUCUGCAUUUGGGAGCAGCAGUAAUGACCUCGAAUAUACUGUACCGACUGCCCUGGACGAUCAGGCUAAUGUGCCUAAAGUCAUGACGGCCAAACCUUCAAGUGAACCUUCCAAAUACGAAGUGGAAACUCCUGCUAUCAGUUUGUUUUCGCCACCCGCAGAAACUGAAGGGGGAUUUGUACCGAAAGAUCCUGAAGAUAUCGACAAGUACUACGCAGUGUAUCCUAGUCCAGCGCCGGGGCCGUCCAUUCCACAUUUGACCACCUCGAUGCAAUUAGAUGUUGCCAAAGGUAAAAUUGUAAAUAAACCAGGUCACGAAUCAUUAAUGUGUUCUAGCUUAAGGAAGCUGAGGCCUUAUGUUUCUAAAUUGGCAGUUGUAUCUGUGGAUUCUUGUUAUUGUGCUUGCAUUCUGUACUCGACUCUCUAA